CCCAGUGCAGGGCACAAGAUUGCAGGAGACGUUGUGAAACUUCUGCCCUUUGCUCCAAGUGAGGAGAGGAUAUAUAAACCCGGCAGGAUCGCAACUCCGAUCAAAAGAAGAGCAAGAACUCUCAACAGGUGAAGCCACCAUGGAGCUCCUCCCAAGCUUCUCCAUCGAGACGUGGUCAUUUCUGGUCGUCUUGCUGGGACUUCUCUUGCUAUACGGGAUCUGGCCAUUCGGUGUGUUUGGCAAACUAGGCAUCCCGGGUCCCAGGCCCUGGCCUUUCUUGGGAACUCUCCUUCAGUACCGCAAAGGUUUUGUGAAGUUUGAUAGCUGGUGCUUCCAGAAAUAUGGGCGAAUCUGGGGGAUUUAUGAUGGCCGGCAACCUGUAAUGGCUAUCCUGGAUCCUGCUAUUAUUAAAACAGUGCUCGUGAAGGAAUGUUACACCACCUUCACCAACCGACGGAAUUUUGGUGCAACUGGGGUCUUGAAGUCGGCGAUUUCCUUGGCGGAAGACGAACACUGGAAGAGGGUGCGGACCGUGCUUUCCCCAACCUUCACCAGCGGGAAGCUAAAGGAGAUGUUCCCCAUUAUAAAGCACUACGGGGAGGCUUUGAUGCGAAAUGUUCAGAAGAAAGUGGAUAUGGACGAGCCUCUGGUUGUGAAGGAUGUCUUUGGUGCCUACGCCAUGGAUGUGGUCACCAGUACCUCCUUCGGGGUGAACAUCGACUCCAUGAAUAAUCCCAAGGACCCUUUUGUCAAAGAGAUCCAAAAACUCACCAAGUUUCGCUCUUUUGAUCCUCGUAUCAUUCUGUUGUUUACUUUCCCAAUUCUCCGAACCGUGUUUGAGGCGCUGAACAUCCAAAUCUUCUCCGCAGAAGCCGUAGACUUCUUCACAAGGUCAUUCGCCAAAAUGAAGGCAGGGCGAGCGGGGGAGACCAAAGAGGGUCGAGUGGACUUCUUGCAGCUGAUGAUUGACUCCCAGACUUCCAACGGCCACCACCAAAGCAAUGGGAUUGAUCAUACAUAUAAAGGCUUGACCGACGACGAAAUCCUGGCCCAAGCCUUUAUUUUUGUUUUCGCGGGGUACGAACCCACCAGCAACUCCCUCGGUUACAUGGCCUAUAUGUUGGCCACUCAUCCAGAUGUUCAGCAGAAGCUUCAAGAUGAGAUCGAUUCUGUCCUACCCAACAAAGCCCCACUCACAUACGAUGCCAUCAUGCAACUGGAGUAUCUCGACAUGGUGUUGAAUGAGACGCAACGGCUGUAUCCUCUCGGCGGGCGGAUCGAAAGAGUCUGCAAGAAAGACGUUGAAAUCAACGGGGUGACGAUCCCCAAAGGCGUGGUGGUCAUGAUCCCUCCUUACAAUCUCCACCGGGAUCAGGAAUACUGGCCAGAACCUGAAGAGUUUAGACCUGAGAGGUUCAGCAAGGAGAACAAGGAAAGUGUGGAUCCUUACACCUACCUGCCUUUUGGAGCCGGUCCUCGGAACUGUAUCGGGAUGAGAUUUGCUCUCGUCACCAUGAAAGUGGCGAUUACCAUCCUCUUGCAGCAUUUCUCCUUCAGAGUCUGCAAAGAAACACCAAUUCCUCUGGAGCUGAGCUCUCAAGCAUUUUUAGUGCCAGAAAAGCCGAUCGUUUUGAAGUUAGUGCGACGAAAUAAUCUUCAGUGAAGGGUGGGAUGAAGCCCCGCUGCGGGUCUCUUGCGGUCAUCUUUGUAGUGAAUGCCGUUGCUUCGGAAAAGCUGCUUUAUUGUUAUUUUCAUUUUCAUUUUUUUUUUUGCACUACAGUUUUCAGAAUUUUUCGCCAGCCUAGAUAUGGAGCCUAGGCAUCGUUGUGGAUUUAUGCAUUGUCUGUAUGCGGCACUUUAUUUUGUUAGCUGCCCCGAGUCUCUUCGGGGAGGUGGUGGCAGGGUAGGAAUAAAAGUUUAUUAUUAUUAAAAUUUAACAUUCAAAGCGAUCUAUAAUUACAGUUGUAUAAUAAUAAUACUCGGGGACUCGGGGCGGCUUACAGCAAAAUCAAAUACAAAGCAAUGAUAACAUACGAAACAUCAAAGAACAACAACAAAACCAAUAACAAAAUAUACACAAUAACCGGGGGGGGGGGGGGAAACACACACACACACACAACGCGGUAUUAAAACAUUGAGUUAAAAACAAUGAGGUUGCAAUAGUGGAUAAGCAAGGUGCACAUUAUGAAUAACAAAUUCGUAAAUAUAUUGUAUCUAGCAAUGCUGGCCAACCCUCCAAGGCCAACAAUAAUAUCCAUUCAAAAAUUAAUUGAUUGAUUGUUGCUCCCUAGUCCUCCUCUUCUGCAUAUGCUAAAGUGGGUUUUUAAUAGUUUUGUGAAGGAGAAGAGGGAAGGGGACAUUUUUAUCUCUUUUUGGGGGGAGGGAUUAAAAAAAAAAGCAAUUGCAGAGAAGGUUUUCUCUCUCAGUCCCACAAGCUGUACUUGAGACGGAGGUGGGACUGAGAGUAGAGCCUCCUCAGUUGACUGCAGUGCCCGAGUAGAUCUAUAAGACGUGAUGAAGUUCUUCAAGUAGUUUGAACCCAAACUGUUUAAAAAUAAUGACCAGCACUUUGUAUCUAGCCCGGAAGAUUCACUUCACUUUAUUUCUUAAUUAGUCGCUCUCCACCAGAGUGCUCCGAGCGACUUACAAUUUAAAAUAUCAUUUCACAAUAUAAAACAUUCAACAAUGACUAUUUGGCCAAUUAGAUCUGAUUACUUAAAUGCACAGCCAAACAGCCAAGUUAGUAAUCUGGCUGCUGAGCUCUGUACCAAUUGAAGCUUCCAUAGAAUCAUAGAAUAGUAGAGUUGGAAGAGACCUGUUGGGCCAUCCAGUCCAACCCCAUUCAGCCAAGAAGCAGGAAAUCUCAUUCAAAGCACCCCCGACAGAUGGCCAUCCAGCCUCUGCUUCAAAGCCUCCAAAGAAGGAGCCUCCACCACACUCUGAGGCAGAGAGUUCCACUGCUGAACAGUCCUUCUUUUUUCGCCGCCGCAUCACAUUGUUGGCUCAUGUUUAACUUGUUGUCCACGAGGACUCCAAGAUCUUUUUCACUUGUUCCGAACCGUUUUCAAAGGCAGUCCCACGUGGUAGUCCAAAUGGGAUGUGACUAAGGAAUGGACUACCAUGGCCAAGUCUGGUGUCUCAAGUUAUGGGUGCAGCUGACACAUAAGUUUUAACCUUCCGACUGACCUUGUCUGGAUUGAAUUUCAACUUGUUAUCCCUUAUCCAGUUCGUCACUAAUGACACUGAUGUUCAGGGUCAGGAUAUGAGAUUGUCCUCAAAUUCCUUAAUUGUAAUAAGCCAGGCAUUAACACAAGAAAUGAACAUUACAAAGCCUGGGAAUGUCUCCCUCAUGGAGAUGGGGUUGUGGGAAUAUACUGAUGCAAAAUUGCCUUGAAAUUGUAAUAAACGGUGCAUUCAUUAUGAAAGUACGAAUGAGGAUGUCUGGGACCGAAUCGCCAUGAUAUGAUUGGCCAUGUUGUAUAUAGAGUUGUAAAAUUGUCUUGAAAUUCCUUCAUUGUAAUAAUAAAAAUGUAUUAAUGUAAGAAGUAAAAAAUGGGAAAUAUUA
Molecule: messenger RNA, 3565 nt
Organism: Anolis carolinensis (green anole)
Lineage: Eukaryota; Metazoa; Chordata; Lepidosauria; Squamata; Anolidae
Product: cytochrome P450 3A9
Exons: 13
Coding region: 140-1663 (507 amino acids)
Biological process (GO): oxidative demethylation; steroid metabolic process
Molecular function (GO): iron ion binding; heme binding; oxidoreductase activity, acting on paired donors, with incorporation or reduction of molecular oxygen, reduced flavin or flavoprotein as one donor, and incorporation of one atom of oxygen
Source: RefSeq, a predicted model, not a curated record